Messenger RNA from Aspergillus mulundensis, 795 nucleotides. RefSeq lists its product as uncharacterized. Lineage: Eukaryota; Fungi; Ascomycota; Eurotiomycetes; Eurotiales; Aspergillaceae. The coding region runs from base 1 to 795 and encodes 264 amino acids. Gene Ontology annotation, molecular function: ribonucleoside-diphosphate reductase inhibitor activity. Gene Ontology annotation, cellular component: nucleus; cytoplasm. The transcript has a single exon. The record is from RefSeq and is a predicted model, not a curated record.
AUGGCUUCAACCAAAUCAGACCUCUCGAAACGCCGACGUUUCCAACCACCCAUCACAACCUUCUUUACGACAUCCUCCGACCCCAACAGUUCUUCCUCGCCCUCCCACCUGUCAUACAAUCAUUACUCCGCCGUCACGAACUCCCCCACGCCAGUCGUCCCCGCCAAAGUCCAGGCAUCGCUCCUCUCUGUUGGAAUGCGCGUGCGCAAAUCCAUCGCCGACGGAUACAAAACACACCAGGGCAAGGCCGAUAAAUACACAACCUUCUCAUGCGACAACGCCAACAAUGAUACCCCGAAGCCAACGAUAACAACUGCUACGAUCUAUAAUGCUACAAUCUACAAUUCGGAUGCACCGGUGCGCUCAGAACUCGCUCCGUUCUGCGGGAUGAGCAAAUCGGACGAAUAUACCUGCAUUGCCCCUCAACCCCUCCCUACCGCCCACCACUACCAUCACAUCAUCACAACAGAAGAAGACGACGCCUUCUCUAUUCCUCCUAGCAGUCAAGAGUCCGUCGACUCCACGCUCGAACCCACUGCGCACAAGAAACGCACCCGCCACGACUUUGACUUCGAUCCCUACGAUGACGAGGAUGAUGAAAUGGAUCCGGUCCACCCUCACUCCGGAACAAACAUAAGCGGGCGGACCAUUCUCUCACCAAAGGCCAGCUACCAAUGUCGCACAGCGCAGAUAUACAAAGCGGGCCAGACAAUGGAUCUCGACGACUUUGAAGAACCAUCCUUCCUUCGGCGGAGGGAUGAGGUUGAGGGCGAGAUCCAGAUGGGUGGGAUCUAA